Suillus fuscotomentosus is the source of this 285-nucleotide messenger RNA. RefSeq lists its product as uncharacterized. The record is from RefSeq and is a predicted model, not a curated record. The transcript is spliced from 3 exons. Bases 1 to 285 code for a protein of 94 amino acids. Lineage: Eukaryota; Fungi; Basidiomycota; Agaricomycetes; Boletales; Suillaceae.
AUGGCUCGUCGCGCAGCACCAGCAAACGCAACACCUGCAUUCUUCACAGCACCUCCACGCCGUCAAAUCGCUGAUCCAAACGAGUCUGCUUUAUCCCGCUUCAUUCGAGAGCAAAUCACUGCUCCAGAAAAAUUACCCGGGAACAUCAGCAUCAUGACGGGAGUUAGUGUUUUUGCAGCUGGAAUAUUUGUCGCCAGGACAUGGGGAGACAUUGACCGUUACUACCCCCAAAAUGGCUUGAAAGCUGUUGACACAUCAUGUUGCACCUGCAUAUCUCCACCUUGA